AUGUCUACUACAAGACUUCGCAAAGCGUUUCGAUACCCUGAUGAUUCAGGUGACGAUGAACAGGGCCGAGAAGAGCUAGACGAAGAGGAACAAGACGUUGUAAUUAGACAAUUACAGGCAGAGAAUGAUCAGCGGAAUUCUGAGUAUACUGUGAAAACUCCCCUAUCCUCGUUGACACUUCUCAGCACAGAAACCAGAGCUAAACCAUGA
Molecule: messenger RNA, 210 nt
Organism: Aspergillus fumigatus Af293
Lineage: Eukaryota; Fungi; Ascomycota; Eurotiomycetes; Eurotiales; Aspergillaceae
Exons: 2
Coding region: 1-210 (69 amino acids)
Source: RefSeq, a predicted model, not a curated record